CAUACUCACAUUUUGAUCACAGGACAGGGGGGUUCGCCUCACCGCUUAUUGAUAAGUGACAUUGAAACCUAUUUUCAUAAGUGACAUUCGACGAGGGUGGAUUUUUCCCGAACAGCUCCUCGAAUUAAACGAUUUCGGUAGAAACACGGGAAAGCUUUGUAUUAAUUAGCAAAUUUGUUUCUCAUUCAUAAGUUUUGUACGCGCUAAGUUUCCCGUCUCAGCUGUGUUUGUGUGCAGUGUUCGGUUUUGACAGUGGGCAUAACUUGUGUGAAUAGGAUUUCAUAGAUGAUGAGCGACACACUGACUAUUUUUGUCAGUUAUUUUGACAAGAAUUGCCAAGAUGAUAAAUUUUUCUGAUACUAUGCGAUUUAAGCGACAAACUGUCUGAAUGAAAUCAUCAUGGAGAAAAAGAAAAUCUUCAACGCUAUGGUUGCAAUUCUAUUCGUGACAGUCAUCCUGCCGUCUCAAGUGAGCGCUCGUAGAGGUCGUGGUAGGGGUCGUACAAAAAGCAAGGUUCAAAUUGGGCUACCAGUCACAGGGAAAUACAGAGACCCCGAGUCAGACCAGUACUACAAUAAUAAUAACGGAGCUAAAAUCAUAAUGGCUUCGCAUUUUGAUUAUGAAUACGUACUUGGACACAAGAUUGCAUUUCUGUGCACAGCCCGAGGGAAUCCUAGACCUCAAAUUACGUGGUACAAAGAUGGUAUUGAGAUCUAUUCACAUCUUUAUCUUCAUGUGCAUGAAUGGAAAAUGGAAGAAACGAUAAAAUCAAAACUGGAAAUUGAUCCAGCAACACAAAUGGAUGCAGGAGUUUACGAAUGCUAUGCAGAUAAUAUGUACAGCAUUGACAGAAGAAGUUUUAAAACAGAUUUCAGUAUUGUAUUUGACUAAACAUGCGUAGUCCAUACUCAAACCAACGAAAUAAUGUGAAUAAAUUUUUUUAGCGUGAUUGUAA
Messenger RNA from Bemisia tabaci, 955 nucleotides. Its product is annotated as immunoglobulin domain-containing protein oig-4. Gene Ontology annotation, molecular function: axon guidance receptor activity. Gene Ontology annotation, biological process: synapse organization; homophilic cell-cell adhesion. The record is from RefSeq and is a predicted model, not a curated record. NCBI's taxonomy places the organism in Eukaryota, Metazoa, Arthropoda, Insecta, Hemiptera, Aleyrodidae. Gene Ontology annotation, cellular component: plasma membrane; axon; neuronal cell body.